GGAUGAUAAGUUUUUUUUACAUAAAAUAACAUUAUUUAUAAUGUUUCUUACAUUUUAGUCAAAAUAAAGAAAAGGUGUUUCAAAGCAGCGCACUUAAACCAGGCGGAAAGGGGACCAAAAGCUGUCGUGGCAAGCAGUGAUUUCUUACAAAAAUUUAAGGCGAUUUUGGAGUUGCAAAACGAAUAAAUGGACGCGAUAUUAAUCAAUCAGAAAAACAUGAUAGAUAUUUAUUAUGCUUUUUCAGGAACAUGACCAAAAUUGUACUCAUAAAGCUGAUCUAAUGGCUCAAAAUAAGACGCUGAGAGAAGUGAAAGUGUCCUCUCAAAACACAGAAAAGCUUGUGUGCCGCAUGACAGGGGAGACAUGCGAUAAGAUUUUAAAUGGGAUCGCCAGUGUGAUGCCGUUCUCUUCCACAACGGCCGUUAUAGACAUGGAGCAAAAGCUGGACACAAAAGAAUACGCGCAAUCGAUGACGACAUACCUGCUGAAAGUAAAGAGAGUAUCAAAUGAUGUUGGUAGUGUGAUCAAAAAGAUUUUUUCUGACGAAACAUUAUACCAUUUUAAUUGGGACAUCAAUCUACGAGACGUCUUCAAACAAAAACGAAACUUAGAAUUUGAAAGAGGAGUGAGAAAAGCAGUAGGAAUGAGUCAUCACCGACUCAAGCAAUAGAAAUACCACGAGAAAAAGUUGAAACAGAAUGCAAAAGUUAAAAUCUAGUUUAUAAUACAAUUUUAUAAAACCAAAC
Molecule: messenger RNA, 746 nt
Organism: Rhagoletis zephyria (snowberry fruit fly)
Lineage: Eukaryota; Metazoa; Arthropoda; Insecta; Diptera; Tephritidae
Source: RefSeq, a predicted model, not a curated record